AUGCCUCAUUUGGCGGGCGGAUGGUCUGCCCGCGAGACUGAUUUACGCUAUGGUGCUCCUCAAAAUAUGCCAUUAGGAGUAGUCAAAGCGAGAGAAGAUGAAGCAACUCGUAUACGUAAGAUACGUCAACAUGAAACGGAACAACAAAAAUUGAAUCGUUUGGAAAAAGUUUACAAUAGUCAAUCUAAGAAAAAAUUAAAAUUUCAAAUAGAAGAGACAGAAAAUAAUACAGAAGCGACAUUGGAUGAUGAGCCUAAAUUAUUAAAUGAUCCGAUAGAAAAGAUUAAAAAUGAUAUAGAAGUUACAUUAGAGGGUCAAGAAAGCAGUUGUGCGGACGAUGAGGGCAUAUAUCCGGAUAGUCCGGAUGAUGCGGGUACAUAUCCGGGUGGUACGGACGACGCGGGCACAAAUCCGGGUGAUACGGACAAUGCGGGCAUAUAUCCCGGUGGUGCGGACGAUGCGGGCACAUAUCCCGGUGGUGCGGACGAUGCGGGCACAUAUCCCGGUGGUGCGGACGAUACGGGUACAUAUCCGGGUGGUGCGUACGAUGCGGGCACAUAUUCCGGUAGUGCGGACGAUGCGGGCACAUAUCCCGGUGGUGCGGACGAUGCGGGCACAUAUCCGGAUGGUGCGUACGAUGCGGACACAUAUCCCGGUGGUGCGGACGAUGCGGGCACGUAUCCCGGUGGUGCGCACAAUGCGGGCACAUAUCCCGGUGGUGCGGACGAUGCGGGCACAUAUCCCGGUGCUGCGGACGAUGCGGACACAUAUUCGGAUGAGCCGGCCACGUAUCCGGACGAUGCGAGCAUAUAA
Molecule: messenger RNA, 813 nt
Organism: Cataglyphis hispanica
Lineage: Eukaryota; Metazoa; Arthropoda; Insecta; Hymenoptera; Formicidae
Product: keratin, type I cytoskeletal 10-like
Exons: 4
Coding region: 1-813 (270 amino acids)
Source: RefSeq, a predicted model, not a curated record